AUGUCCACCGAGGAUAUGAUCAAGGCCUUGGCUCAAAAUGUGACUACUAUGCAGUCCAACAUGGUGCAAUUUCAACAGGAGACAAGGUCUAGCAUUCACAAUUUGGAAACACAAGUGGGUCAAAUGUCUAGUGUCGUGAAUAAACUUGAGGCCCAAAGUUCGGGGAAGCUACCAUCUCAAACCGAGGUGAAUCCAAAGAAGAAUGUGAGUGCCAUGACUUUGAGGAGUGGCAAAGAGUUGGUGGAUCUAGAGCCUAGCAAGAGCAAGGUUAUGAAGGAGAUUGUAACAAAGGACGAGGAGGUAGAGGUUCUAGUCCCAUCAAAAGAAGUUGAGAAAUUGGUGAGUCCUAGCUCUCACCAAGAGGUAAAAUCUUUUCCGAAUUUCAAACCGGUACCCCCAUUUCCCGAAGCAUUAAAGGACAAUCAACUUGGUGAAUUGCUUCCUACUAAUGUUGUCAUACAAUUAGCGGAUCGGUCCACUUCCAUUCCUAGAGGUGUAUUGAAAGAUGUUCUAGUGGAAGUUGAUAAGAUGAUUUUUCCUGCUGAUUUUUAUGUAAUUAACAUGGAGCAUGAUAGGCAUUCCGCCCCUAUUCUUUUAGGGAGGCCGUUCUUGAAAACGGCUAAUGCUAGGAUCGAUUGUGGCACCGGUUCUUUGACCAUGCAGUUUGAUGGUCAAAACGUUGAGUUUAAAAUGCAUGAUGCCAUGGGAGGUAAAGAGGAUCACUCUAUCUAUUCUAUUGAUGUGGUUAAGCAGUGUUCAUGA
Beta vulgaris subsp. vulgaris (sugar beet) is the source of this 762-nucleotide messenger RNA. RefSeq lists its product as uncharacterized. Lineage: Eukaryota; Viridiplantae; Streptophyta; Magnoliopsida; Caryophyllales; Amaranthaceae. The transcript is spliced from 2 exons. Bases 1 to 762 code for a protein of 253 amino acids. The record is from RefSeq and is a predicted model, not a curated record.